Messenger RNA from Sinocyclocheilus anshuiensis, 717 nucleotides. RefSeq names its product natural killer cell receptor 2B4-like. NCBI's taxonomy places the organism in Eukaryota, Metazoa, Chordata, Actinopteri, Cypriniformes, Cyprinidae. The record is from RefSeq and is a predicted model, not a curated record. Gene Ontology annotation, cellular component: membrane. The coding region runs from base 1 to 717 and encodes 238 amino acids. The transcript has 5 exons.
AUGGCUUUUGGUCAUCUGCUCAUGAUCUUCAUCGCAGUGCUGAUCUCCACCACAGCAUCCGUGUGCAAAGCUGAAAAUGCCGUCUCUGUGCAGACAGGAAGUUCUGUUCAACUGGACAUACAGACUGAUAAACUACUACCUUUUGAUACACUGGUCUGGAUGAAUCAUGAAUCAGAAAAUAUUGUGACAUUCAGUAAGAAAACUGUAGAGACAGAGAUUAACAACUACAGUGUGGUUUUCAAUCUGUCAACCUUCUCGCUAACACUGAAGAACACGAAAAAGACAGACAGUGGACUCUACACAGCAGAAAUAUUUGGAUCGAAUAAUAUAAAUGUUGCUAAAUACAGAGUAUCUGUUAUAGAUCCAGUGGACUCUCCUGUUCUUAACUGGAACGUCACCAUGAUCGCUGUUAACUCCUGUAUUGUGAAUGUCUCAUGUAGUGGGCAUGAUCGUACAAUCAGAGAAAUCUACCACAACAACAACUGCAGCCAGAAGGAAAAUAUAUCAUUUAAAAUACAGACUCUAACCCUGUAUUGUAAAGAGGACAUAGUUAUUUGUAACUAUAGCAACCCAGUCAGCUGGAAGAAUAACACAAUACAGAUUAAACACCUAUGUACACCUUAUCAAAGUGCCCAGCAGAAUGAUCAUACAAUCUAUGCACAAGUUCAGCAUCUCUACGCUGAUGACGUGUGCACUGGUGUGAAGGCGGAGCAAUAA